AAAAAUAACUUUCAACAAAUUCUGAUUUUCUCCGCUCUCCAUUGACUGUAGUCUUUGUAAGCUGUAACCAGUGAACAAUAACUAAAUCAGAAGACAAAGAGAAGAAGAAAGGAGAAAGAAGAAAGAAGAAAGAAGAGAGAGAAUGUCAAUUCUGGGCGACGAUGGAAAAGGCUACGAUCUAGCAAGAAAGCUUGAAAGCUCCGGGAUAUGGCGGACAUGGCUUGGCGAUUCACUCUACUCAACUUUCAUCCACUUUCUCUCUUCUCCUUCUUCUUGGGAUGCUUUCAUGGCUUCCGAUGACUCUAAGUCCAAGUCUAGGUCUCACAUCCAACUUCAGCUUCGUGUUCGCGCUCUUCUCUUUGAUAAAGCCGCUUUCUCUCUCUUCCUUCCUUCCAAUGUUUCUCUUCCUUCUUCUUCUUCGUCUUCUCUUGUUUCUCUUCUCAAUCCCAAUUAUUUGCAAUUGCAUGCUGAUGAUGUUUAUUUCACCCUGGAGGAUGGUGUUCCUCAGCGAGAUUCUAAGGUUCAACCCCAGAGAUUCAGACAGGAAGAUUUUCCGGACACUUGGUAUCAUCAAUUUAUUGAGAAUUACAGGAUGAGCAAGCCAUACACUCUAUCAUUUCCGAAUCAAGAACUUGAGAGACGUAAUCCCAGUGAAAUGUCUAAUUACCUGAAAUUUACGGAAAGGCAUAAGAGGAGGAGAAUAGUGUUCAAGGAGGAUGAAAGCAGAGGAUUCGAAAAUUCUGAGAAUAGAAUGCAACCUAAUGCAAUUUUGGAUGAAGAUAUGUCUGGUAGUGACAGCACUAUUUUCUUUCCAGAAACGAUGUUUAUGAUGAAUUGCAUACCAGAUAGUGCAGUUGCACCUAGUACAUCAAGUGAUGAUAAGCAGAAAGUGGAAUUUUUUGGUGUUCUUGAUAAAUUGCCUCAAGUGACAACCAAGAGUUCUAUUAUGCUUGAAAGGCUUGGUAUCAGGCCUGAGUAUCUAGAACAGGGGUCUGGUCAAGCCCGUACAAAAGUUCGUUCGGAUGGCAGCAGAAGACAGUUGGGUCAUGAACAAGCAAUGCAGAUAUCUAAGAGGGCGGUUGCCCGUGUCCUAACAAAGGCGGGAUUUGAAGGUGCCUCUGAAAUUCCGGUUCGGGUCUUAUCCCAGUUUCUCAGCUGCCAUAUUUCUAAAUUAGGUAGCAUAUUGAAAGUCCUUGCCGAUAGCUACAAAAAGCAGUGUUCAGCAAUGGAACUGCUUAAAAUGUUCCUCCACGUAACAGGAAAUAGUAACCUUGGCAGUUUGGCCGAAUACGUGAAGGAUACUAGGAACGUUGCACAGCAAACUCCACAGCAAGUACAGGGCAUGCAGUCUCAGCUUCCAUCGCCACAGCAGAAUACACUUCAGCUCCCCCAACAGAUACCCCGACAAAUAAACCCACAAAUGCCUCAGAUGGUUCAUCCCCAGAAUCUGACCUUACAGCAACAACAACACCUGGAGAGAUUGCAACAGCGGACAGCGUCUUCUCCGCGUCCUAUUUUGAGCAUGGAGAAAGAUCGUCCCAUGGUUGAGGUGAAGCUGGAGAACCCACCUGAAUUACCUUUGGAGAAUAAUUCAUUUAAUGCAAUGAAUAGACAAGCCCAACAAAUUCAAUGGCGGCAGCAGCAGCAAGUUUUUCAAAGGUUCAUGGGAUCGUCUGGCAAUCAAAUGAGGCAGCCAACUUCCAUGCAGAUACCGCAGAUACCAUCGCCGAGUAUGAGUAUUGGGACUGUUAGGGCACCACCAGUGAAGGUAGAAGGUUUCCAAGAAUUGAUGGGUGGGGAUUCCUCAUUGAAGCAAAAUCAGGAUGAGAAUAAGCUGACUUCACCUUCAAAAUAGAUGGUGAAGAAGGGGAUAUGAUGGAUCCUGAAUUUUGUCCUAGCAAAUUGACAAUUGGUAAUUGCUGACCAAUUUGGAGGAUGCAAUUAUUGCAUGGAACAUGCUACAAGGACACAGACAUCCUCCAUUGGCACCUAAAGAAAAGACGAAGGAUCCCAAGAAAAAAAAUGUUGCUUUUGACUAGGUUAUAAACAUAGAUAUCAUCUGCUUACUCAAGAAUCACACGGUCUCAGGUAUGGAUCUGUUGUAAAGGUACUCCUCGAAAUUCUUUGUAUAAUGUUGCUGCAAGCUUUUAUCCGAAACCAUUCUGCUCAUUUUUUUGCCUCAGCUCUGUAGAUCUUACCAUGUAUGCCCCCAAACACCAUCUUCCGUGAUUGUGCUACUGAAUUUUUAGUGAAUGAUCCAUCGUCAUUGUUCCUUGGUAUUUCUAUGCCAACUUUUUUCUCUUCCAUAACUCUUGCGUUUAAUCCUUGGUCCAACACAAAUGGUAGCAUAACUAGUGGUCUUCCAAACUGAAUUCCCUCUAUUAUAGAACUCCAGCCACAAUGUGUCAAGAAAGCACCCACCAAGUCAUGUGCCAAUAUUUGGCUUUGAGGUGCCCAAUUUGUCCAAACCAAACCCUGAACUCUUGUUCGUUCUUCAAAUCCAUCCGGAAGCUCCAGUGGUUUAUAUGCUUGUUUCCGAAGUGCCCAGAAGAAGGGCAGCAUGGACAGCUCCAAUCCAAGUGCCAACUCGAUGAUUGUGUCUUGACUCGGAGAAAACUCCCUGCCUAGGGCUUACAUAAACCACUGAAUCAUUUGUGUGCAAGUUCAGCCAACCCUUUAUUGAUUGCCAGGUAUCAUCAUUUGCCCUUUUGCCCUCGUCCACUGAGAUUGGCAACAAGCCUACAGGAAUCACUGGCUUGCUGUGAAGCUUUUCUAGAAGUUGUAAAUAUUCAUUUUCAAGCUCACUGCAGCUAAGUAUGGCAAAGACAUCACAGUCACGGACUGAAGAUCCACUGCGGAACAUAUCUGAAACACCAGAAACAUUUUUGUGUGUGGCACUGAUGCUCUUCUUUGCUUUGUGGAACCGGUAGACAACUUUGUUGUGGAAUGGAAUCCACUUGAGUGGACUAGUCAGGCUUUGAGGGUUACUCCAUGUUCCAGCGCCAUUUUUGACCAUACUUGAUGAUGGACCAAAAGCUGCAGAGCUCCAGCCAUUCAUUAAAGACAGGAAAACUUUGCGGACACCCAGUCUAUCAGCAGUUGGAGGCAGCCAAUAGCUUGGGAAGUCAUAGAUGAUCCAAUCAAUUGGAGAAGCAGCUUCCAGAAACCUAGCCAUCGGUUCAUUUAGACCGUCAUAGGCUUUCUUGAGUAACUCGACAUCACCAAAGGGCACGUCUGAGGUUGCUUCAGCAUUUUGGUGUAGCUUUUCAACUCUUGGAAAUGGAAGAGGGACUAGCUCAAUAAAGGGAACCAAUUCCUGGGGUAUAUUUGGAAAGAGGCGCUCAAGAUUUCGUGGAGCAGACACAUAAGAUAUGCGAUGUCCCUUUGUAGCCAAGUGCUUUGGGAGCUCUAGGAAUGGUAUCAUGUGACCAAAUGCUAGCCAUGGAAACACUACUAUGUGAAGCUCCUUCCUGUUAUCCAUGGCUCCUGCGAUACUUAGAGAAAGAGGGGCAAAUAACAGAUUACUGAAGCAAUGGGAGAUCACAACUUUGUGGAUAAGCUUUGCCACUGAAUUUCUUUGGUAUUUCUAUCAAGGGACACCUGUUUAGAUGAAUAUGCAUGCAACAUUUCGUAGAUAUAUAUGAAUUUCUAUAUAGCAAGUUAUGUGCAGUUCUACAUCUGUAUGAUAAGAAAUUAAGAAUCUGGGAACCAAAAAUCAACGUCCUGGGAAUUGUUGUUUGACAUCUCUGUUGCUUUUAUAGCUUAUCUAGUUUUAUACUGCCAUAUGUAGUUCAUAUAUGCUGAGAGUAGAACAAAAUACAGAUGUAUAAGUAUAUAUACAUGUGACAGCAACAAUUGAGCGCAUGCAUUCUGAAAAAAAUUACUGUAGAAUGAAAGAGUAGACAAAUCUAGCCAUCAUUUCUUGGUCUUUUA
This is a messenger RNA of Chenopodium quinoa (quinoa), 3933 nucleotides long. RefSeq lists its product as uncharacterized. Bases 143 to 1855 code for a protein of 570 amino acids. The record is from RefSeq and is a predicted model, not a curated record. Gene Ontology annotation, molecular function: protein heterodimerization activity. Lineage: Eukaryota; Viridiplantae; Streptophyta; Magnoliopsida; Caryophyllales; Amaranthaceae. The transcript is spliced from 7 exons.